ACUGGGGACUGAAUCUAGGGCCUUCACACUAUGCUCUUAGGUUCUUAUGAAGCGACUAGGAACCAAAGAAAGAGUCCAUCUGGGACAGGAGGAGGAUUGCUCCAAGGCCAUGAGUAGAUCUUGCAAAUGCUGCACAUCUACCAGAAAAACAUGGAAGGGCUUCAGAAGGGUGGAAAAGGUGCCAUCCCCGCAGCAGAUGGAGAAGAGUGCUGCGCUGUGGAGUCAUCAACCUUGAGGAUCAUCCUGGUGGGAAAAACCGGCAGCGGGAAGAGUGCCACGGGCAACAGCAUCCUCUGCCGACCAGCCUUCCAGUCCGGCCUGGGGGCCAAGUCGGUGACCAGCACGUGCCAUGGGGAGAUGGGCACGUGGGAUGGGAGGAGCAUCCUGGUGGUCGAUACGCCCCCCAUCUUCGAGUCCAGGGCCUGGACUCCGGACAUGUACAAGGACAUCGGGGACUGUUACUGGCUGUCAGCCCCAGGGCCCCACGUGCUGCUCCUGGUGACCCAGCUCGGGCGCUUCACCGCCCAGGACACCGUGGCAGUGAGGAGGGUAAAGGAGGUCUUCGGGGUGGAAACCAUGAGGCACGUGGUCAUCUUGUUCACCCACAAGGAAGCCUUGGGGGACAAGUCCCUGGAUGACUACGUGGCGAGCACAGACAACCGCAGCCUGCAGGCUCUGGUGCGGGAGUGCGGGAGGCGGUACUGCGCCUUCAACAACCGGGCGGCGGCCGGCCAGGAGCAGCGCGGGCAGCUGGCUGAGCUCAGGACUGUGCUGGACAGGCUGCAGUGCGAGCUGGAAGGCUGCUUCCUCGGCAACGACCUGUUCCUUUGGGCCCACGUGCUGCGGCAGGGCGGGGCUGCUGCUGGCCAGGAAGACCACAGGCGCUACCUGGCCCAGGUGAGGCAGCAGGUGCAGAAGCAGAGGCGACAGCUGAAAGUGGCGGAGAGCAGCUGUGUGUUCAGGGCCCAAGACUGUGUGAUGUUACACAAGGAGAUCUGUGCUGUUUUGAUUUGGUGCAGCUUCUUUGUUCUCUUGAUUUUUCUGAUCAUAUUGUAUCACCCAUGA
Molecule: messenger RNA, 1065 nt
Organism: Fukomys damarensis (Damara mole-rat)
Lineage: Eukaryota; Metazoa; Chordata; Mammalia; Rodentia; Bathyergidae
Product: GTPase IMAP family member 5-like
Exons: 3
Coding region: 127-1065 (312 amino acids)
Molecular function (GO): GTP binding
Source: RefSeq, a predicted model, not a curated record